Monascus purpureus is the source of this 1392-nucleotide messenger RNA. The record is from the annotation of a GenBank genome assembly. Lineage: Eukaryota; Fungi; Ascomycota; Eurotiomycetes; Eurotiales; Aspergillaceae.
AUGUUGAUUCGAGACUUCAGGCGUGUCCUUCCCUUUGCUGUUCCCCUGGCCAUAUUCUUCAUCGUUGUGGGAGUUCACUUCUAUGACAAUCGACUUUCUUUCCGAUGGCCGUCAACGUCGUGGACCGGAGGUAAAGAACCCGGGCUCCAUCACGAUCACAGCCACGAAGAAGACGAUGCCACCUUCGCCAGCCAGCAUCACGAGAUAUUUUCCAAGUCAUCGCACGAUGGACGGUACUUCAUGGUCGAAUUCGGCUACGGACUCCACGCCAUCAACCCGAGCAUCAUCCCUCACCCCUUUCUGAACGACACCUGGAUUAUCGCUGCGCAGCUGCACCGGAAACAGGGUGCAACAAAGGACUUGGCACCAAACUCGGUCUGGAUUGCGGAAAUUGGAUGUAGCGCGGCAUUCAACGACGACCACACGGUCCUCUCCUGUAUCGCCCCGCCGCUGACGCUGCCCAUCGCGCACACGCUGGGCGAUCCAUCGAAAUGCACGGGCAACCUGGACUUCCUGGCGUUCAACAUCGGUCCGCAUGACGCGCGAGUCUUCUUCGGACCCGACUCGCCGUACAUUGUGUACGGGUCAAAUUCGCAGUUCACUUGCUUUGGACAGUGGAUGGCCGACUUCCGGCCGCUGGUCGACUGGGGCUCCGAGUUGUUCUCCCCCGACAAUUUCCGGGUCGCGACUGAAAUCCAACGUCCACCGCCAUACGGCCUGGUGGAGAAGAACUUCUUCAUAUUCUGGGACAAUAUGGGCCAGAAGUACGCGCACUACGACAUGGCACCGAAGCGAUCAUUUGCGAGACUGUCCAACGACGGGAGCGUGGGACCGGAUCUGGCGCCGCUGGCGACGCAAGACGAGGCCUGCAUGACACGGCUCAUGCCGCGGGCAGCGUCCGACCUGGAGUCGGUGCACCAGGCGACGAACUCGCUCUCGAUCACACUCUGCAAGCGGUCGGACCCAACAUGCAAAUCAACGGACGAGAACACGUUCAUCAUGACGGUGUUCCAGCACAAGAGCUUCUACGCAUUCCACGGGGUCUACGAGCCGUAUGUGAUGCUGUUCAAGCGCACGGCGCCGUUCGAGGUGCACGGCAUCUCGACCAAACCGCUCUGGAUCCACGGCCGCGGGCGCCCGGGACAGUGGAAGAAGAUUGACCCGCUGGGCGACCCGGACGGAACGAACAAGAACCACCAGCCGCAGCUCUGGAACCAGACAGAGAUGUUCUACGUGACGUCGAUAAGCUGGAAGACACACGGGCAGAAGUACCACGGGUUCCUGGACGACGUGAUGUUCCUGGGAUUUGGCAUUGAAGAUGCGCGCACGGCGGGGGUGGAUGUUCUUGCAGGGGAUAUACUGGAGGGAAUGGGCUACUGCGACAGUUUCUAG